GUAGAACAACCGGCAACUUCCGGUGACUUCCGAUCACCGACAAAUCCAAAAAAAAAAAAAAAACUCACUCAUUAGAACGACAACAAUGGCAGUGGUAACCAUUUUAAAACCUUCCAUUGCUUCUCUCAUCAUCAUCACUCACUCCCACAUGCGUCGAAGAAACGCUUCAAUCUUCAGAUUUCGAGCUUGCUGCACCUCCAUGAACAAUCCCGAGAUGAAUGUUUCCUUCUCUCUUCUUCCUUCUUUCAUUCUCGGAAUCCCCGCUUCUUCCUGCUCCUGAUUCUUUGGUCACUUCACUCUCACUUCCUUCCUUGUUGAUGCCAUUCCUCCUGAUUCUCUGUUUCAUUUUUCUCGCUUUUCUGUGUUUCCCUUUUUGACUCAGGCCAUUGCAAGGGAACUCAGAUGCUGUGCUGCUUCGUCUCUCAACUACAGUUGCGAUUCGGCUUUUGUUUUGGGUUUAAGAUGGUUUGAUACCGAGAAUCACAGUGGUGAAGUUUACACCCUGUUAAAUCUGAUUUAUCUCCUGAAGGGUUGUUGGAACCACAUAUUGAAGCAUCUACAAUACGUUUGAUCUUUGAUAACUUUUCAGCGAUCCCUGUUGAUAGUCUUCCUUUUUGUCAUUGUUGGAAGUUUGAAUCCAUUAAAAAUGAAAGAGAUCGACAAGAGGAGAACUCCUGUUAAGAACCAGAGUAAACGAACUCCUAGAGCAGAGAGGAAAGAACGCAGACCACAUCAAGAGAAUAAUAGCAAAACUGGGGAUGCUAAAGAAACUGUACCUAAGGCAUUGGAUAUGAAGCCGGACAAUUUAGUAAGCGAGUCAAACACAAACACGAAACCCUCUGAGGUUAAUCAUGUUGCUGAUGCCAACAAGUUUGAGGAGACACAUCAGGAUUCUAAAGCCAAUGUGAUUGCUGACGGAGGGAAUGAGAAUGGUAUUGUAGAUGAUAAAUGUACUGCAUUGGAGAAAUAUGUAAGUCACAGGAAGGAAGAAAUUUCAGAUUCAGAAACCAUGACAGAUUCAGUUUCGUCAAAAAGUGAUUCGUUGACAACGAAGGAAGAGAAAGUAGAAAGAGCAUCAAAUUUUCCUGAAGAUAUUUUAGAAGAUAACAGUUCAGAUUGCUCUCUUCAGAAUUCUAGUGAACAAUUUGAUAAUGGUAUAAAUAAAUCACCGUCCAAGAAAUCAUCUUGUACUCCAAAAAUAACAACAAAUUCAGAUAGAGACCCACCCAGAGUAAAAAACAAGAAGUCUUCCAAAAGCAAUUCUAGGAGUGCAAAAAUUGUGCCUAAACCUUCAUCAGAAUCUUCUGAAGGAACUGAUUACCAGAUUGUUGAUGAGGUAAAGGAUAUUGAAGUCUUGGAUGAGGCAUUAAAUGGUAUUCACAGCAUUAGAAAUGGUUCGGAUAUGAAUGGUGACCAUGACGAUCAAGCUACUUGUGCGCAAAAAAUUGAAGAAAUGGAACAAAGAAUUGAUAAACUUGAAGAGGAGUUGAGAGUUGUUGCAGCUCUUGAAAUGUCUCUUUAUUCAGUAGUACCAGAGCAUGGGAGUUCGGCACAUAAAGUGCAUACACCUGCUCGACGCCUGUCUAGAAUUUACAUUUAUGCUUGCAAACAUUGGUCUCAAGACAAGCGAGCCACAGUUGCGAAGAACAUUGUAUCAGGGCUAGUUUUAAUUGCUAAAUCAUGUGGGAGCGAUGUUUCGAGGUUAACCUUCUGGCUAUCAAAUACUAUUGUGAUGAGGGAGAUAACAUCUCAAACAUUUAGCAGCAUCCGUAGCUCAAAUCCAAUGAAAAAUUUUGUUGAUUCCAACAACAGUAGUCAGAGAAAUGGAGGGAAGCCAACAACUGUUCAAUGGAGGAAUAGUUAUGGCAAUAAACUAGUAAAUAAACACAUGCAGUGUGUAGAGGAUUGGCAAGAGACAGGAACUUUUAUGGCCGCAUUAGAAAAAGUUGAAUUCUGGAUCUUUUCUCGGAUAGUCGAGUCUGUUUGGUGGCAGUCGUUAACUCCAAAUAUGCAACCUCGAGUCGCAUCCAAUAACAAAAUCAGGGAACAGUUUAUGGGACCUCCCCUGGGUGAUCAGCAGCAAGGGAACUUUUCAGUUAGCCUUUGGAGAAGUACUUUCCAGGAUGCUUUUCAACGUCUCUGUCCUGUCCGAGCAGGCGGUCAUGAGUGUGGUUGUCUUCCUGUUCUUGCAAGAAUGGUUAUGGAACAGUGUGUUUCCAGGCUAGAUGUGGCAAUGUUUAAUGCUAUUCUUCGUGAGUCAGCCCAUGAGAUUCCAACUGAUCCUGUCUCAGAUCCUAUUGUUGAUGCCAAGGUUCUUCCUAUACCUGCUGGAGAUUUGAGCUUCGGAUCUGGUGCACAACUAAAAAAUUCUGUUGGAAAUUGGUCUAGAUGGUUAACCGACAUGGUCGGCAUUGAUGCCGAAGACUCCUCUGUAGAUCAACCUGGCAGCGACGAUGACAUUAAACCUGAUGGGGAUGGAAGGCCUCAAUCAUUUCCUCUACUUAAUUCAUUGAGUGAUCUCUUGAUGCUUCCAAAAGACAUGCUUACAGAUCGUUCAAUCAGAGAAGAGGUCUGCCCUUUGAUUAGUCUUCCGCUGAUUACAAGAAUACUUUGUAAUUUCACUCCUGACGAGUUCUGUCCUGAUCCCGUUCCGGGAACUGUCUUGGAGUCCCUUAAUGCUGAGAGUAUUGUCGAACAGAGAGUUUCGGGUUACUCAGGGAGGAACUUUCCGUACAUGGCUGCUCCAGUUUUCUAUAUUUCUCCUUCAACAUCUGAUGUGGCAGAAAAAGUUGCAGAGGCUGGGGGAAAAUCACACUUGGAAAGGAACGUCUCUACUAUUCAGAGGAAGGGAUAUACGAGCGAUGAAGAACUCGAGGAACUGGAUUCUCCUCUCUUGUCAAUUGUCGAUAAAUCGACUUCGUCUCCGACAUACAAUGCUCAUGGUAAUGGCCGACAUGAAGAUGGUAUGACAUUCAACAUGAGGUACAAACUCCUACAAGAAGUAUGGUCCAUAUGACAAUAUUCAAACGAGUCGUGUAUGUAUUUUAUUUACAGCAUAUAUACGUUGUUUCUUUAUGAAGGACUGUUGAAUUUGAACGUGAAAAAUAGAAAUAAAAUAGGGGAAAGUGUAAGUCAAUUUAGAUUUAUAGAUGGUUUCGGGUUAUCUCAGCCGAAUUUUCUUGUAUAUGGAAUUUGAGUUUUUGUUCUUAUAUAUAAAUCAUGAACACAUUUAUAAAAAUA
Molecule: messenger RNA, 3240 nt
Organism: Benincasa hispida (wax gourd)
Lineage: Eukaryota; Viridiplantae; Streptophyta; Magnoliopsida; Cucurbitales; Cucurbitaceae
Cellular component (GO): nuclear pore
Source: RefSeq, a predicted model, not a curated record